AUGCCGCCGAAGAAAGGUGGAGGUGCCAAAGGCGGUGGGGAGAAGAAGGACGAUAAGAAGGAGAAGGGGGCCGGCGGAACAGCUGUCAAGGUACGUCACAUUUUGUGCGAGAAGCAGUCGAAAUGUUUGGAAGCGAUGGAGAAACUCAAGGCCGGAGAAUCGUUCGAUAAAGUCGCCGCAGCCUUCUCUGAGGACAAGGCCCGGCACGGCGGAGACCUCGGCUGGAUGACAAGAGGAUCUAUGGUAGGACCUUUCCAAGAUGCGGCAUUUCAGCUGCCAAAUUCUACGUGUAAUAAACCUGUCUAUACUGACCCACCCGUGAAGACCAAGUUCGGAUAUCAUAUCAUCAUGGUUGAAGGCAAGAAAUAAAUCCAGUCCAA
Galendromus occidentalis (western predatory mite) is the source of this 380-nucleotide messenger RNA. RefSeq names its product peptidyl-prolyl cis-trans isomerase NIMA-interacting 4. Lineage: Eukaryota; Metazoa; Arthropoda; Arachnida; Mesostigmata; Phytoseiidae. The record is from RefSeq and is a predicted model, not a curated record. Gene Ontology annotation, biological process: rRNA processing. Gene Ontology annotation, molecular function: DNA binding; peptidyl-prolyl cis-trans isomerase activity.